Armigeres subalbatus is the source of this 2871-nucleotide messenger RNA. It is a transcript of the gene bdl, whose product is annotated as protein borderless. Gene Ontology annotation, cellular component: axon; plasma membrane. The transcript has 9 exons. Gene Ontology annotation, biological process: dendrite self-avoidance; axon guidance; homophilic cell-cell adhesion. Lineage: Eukaryota; Metazoa; Arthropoda; Insecta; Diptera; Culicidae. Gene Ontology annotation, molecular function: cell-cell adhesion mediator activity. The coding region runs from base 598 to 2679 and encodes 693 amino acids. The record is from RefSeq and is a predicted model, not a curated record.
CAGACGACGGUGGAUAACCCGUCCCAGUAGAUGAUCAGCCGCGACACUUGAAGCAUCCCACUGCAAAACGGGAGCGAUUCCGACGAAAACGACGACGUCGCGACGGACGUUUUGGAAAGAAGUCAUUCUCGGGACUUUCGAGAGUUCGUUGCGGUGCAACAUGAACGAAGGAUAUCCACAACUAGCUGACGAUCGUUAACAUAUGCUGGACAUAUGCUUAGUGGGAGUUCAGUCGGUGAUUUGUGAAGAAAGCAUCAGCAAGUGACAAAUUUAUUGCGUAGUUUUAGCUAAACAACGAAGGGAGAAGAAACAAGUGGAUAGUGAACAUCACUAUGAUUUGCAUAACGAGAGCAAGUGAUUGAAUACCAACAAUAGAACGGUACGGGAAGUCAAACAAACGAUAGUGAGCAAAGCUACGGAACGGAAGUGAAACUUGCUCGGAGUCGGUUUCAUCGCUGUUUGUCGACAAACGGUGCAACAGGUUGUUCAUAUUGUUUCAUGCUUAAUCCGAUCAGUGUUCAAAGUUUGACCGAGAAUGCGCAAUUAAAUUGAAGUGUAUCACCAGACGGCAGUGUGUUCAAAGUGUAAAAUAGUUUCAUGAUUGUUCAAUUAGUUCGCCGCAGUAUCAGUCCCACGAUGGAACGAACCGCCCAUGUGCUAACGAAUUCACGAAGGAUGACCCUUUCGGCGGUGGUAGUACUAAUCGCUCUCGCAGUAGUACCACAAAGUUCAGCAUACCUGGAGGACCGGCCACCUGUCUAUCUGGAGGCCAAAGUUGGAUCCUACGUCAUUUUAAACUGCCCAGUGGAUUUCCCGAAAAACGAUCCCAUCCCAUAUGUGCUGCACUGGAACAAGGAUAACAAACCCGUCUUCACGCUAUACGAUGGCAUUCUCAACACGUACGAAACCUACAUCGGUCGAGUGACCCUAUUGAACAACGAUCUUGUCUAUGGAAAGGCAUCCCUCAACCUGACAUCAAUACGGGAAAGCGAUAACGGUUGGUAUGAAUGCAAAGUAAUCUUCCCAAAUCGGGUUCCAAACAAGCGAAACAAUGGAACUUGGUUUCAUAUUUCUGUAUUAGGAGGCACGUUGCUCAAAAUACCUCCGGUUAAUUCGACGGUUUUGGAAGGAGAUCCAGCCUUCUUCCACUGCACAGCUCAGAACCCUGAAACAAUGUUUGUUGAGUGGUUCAAAGAUGGCACACCGCUGCUGGAAAUGUUCGAUUUGAUUAACAGAUCUACCUUCGGACCGGAUGGAAGUCUUACAAUUCUUCCGACUCAGAUGAGCGACUUGGGGUACUACAUGUGCCUAGUUCGUAAUAAAGCGAAUGACACUCAGGAUGCGAGUGCUUUUUUGAAUGUUCAAUAUGCUGCGAAAGUAAUAUUUGCGCCCAAAGAAGUUUACCUACCAUUUGGACAACCGGCUGUGCUGGAUUGUCACUUUAGGUCGAAUCCACCGUUGACGAAUCUGCGCUGGGAAAAGGACGGCUUCCUGUUCGAUCCAUACAACGUCCAGGGUGUAUUUUACAAGCGAAAUGGAAGUAUUUACUUCGAAAGAGUUGAUGACUCGCAUGCAGGUCGCUAUUCUUGCACACCGUACAACGAUUUGGGAACUGACGGUUCAUCCCCAAUGAUCAAUGUUAUUGUGCAGAAACCGCCAGCCUUCGUCUUGAAGCCCAAGAUCCUUUACGUGACCAAAAUAGGAGGCACCGUGGAAAUGCACUGCGAUGCUCGAGAUCAAGACGGUACGCAUACUCCGCAGAUUAAUUGGAUUAAGAGAGACGGUAGUCUUCUUCCACAUGGACGAUAUCAGAUAAGCGGAGCAAAUCUCACCAUUGAAGACAUCAUUGAGUCGGAUCGAGGUAUCUACGCCUGUCAGGCAACGAACGAAGCAGCGACCAUUUCGGCUGAUGCGGAGAUCAUGAUCGAAAAUGUAUCCCCGAGAGCACCGUACAACUUGACCGGUAAUAGUUCCGACACGGCCAUUACAUUACGAUGGGCUCCAGGCUACAUUCGACAGUAUCUGGAAUACAUUAUUUGGUACCGGUUAGCUGAUGCACAGGAAUGGAGGACGUUCAAGGUGAACAACAAACAUAUUUUAGAAGCAACGAUUACAAAUCUGUUGCCUGCCAAAGAGUACGAGUUCAUGGUGCUUUGCCAAGAUAGCUAUGGGGAUGGAAUGUUCAGCAAGGCGUUCCGAUAUUUCACAAAACCUAAGGAAUUUGAACAACCGGAGACUUUCCAAGACACGCUACUGCAGUUCAACCAAAUUGGAUCGCCAAUAAAUCUUACCAUAGAGAAGCGCCACAGCAAUUACGAGGCGCGCUGGAAACCGCCGGAAUUAGGUCUUGAUCAACUACGUUACUACAUUCUACGGUGGUGGGUGGAACCACAACAUAAGUUGCACGGCAGCCGAACAACUCCCGAGACAAACUAUAUUCUCGAUGAGCUGAACGAGGACGAGUUGUACACGUUUCAGGUGUUUGCCAUGUCCACAACCAACUACACCAGUGGCAGUAACGAGGUCGAAAUUUACAUUCAUCCUUAUCAGAAGGUCAAAGUCAUGACUAUUGCAGGGGUCCUUCUGCUACUUGUCUCCCUGGCGGUUAUAAGUAUGCUUCUGUACGUGAAAAGAAAUCGGAUAAGAAAAUUACGGGAGGCGGAGAAUGUGAAGAUUUGAGCAAAUUUGGUUUCCAGUCAACGCGAAUAUGGUUGACGGCGUUGAUGUAAUUUCGAGAUAGCAUAAGAUUGCAUAGUAUUAUUGUAGAUUAUAUCGAGCCUAACUCAUCUGUUCAUAGGAUUAAUGAAACAUGUCUGAUUGAUAGGAUAAGAACUACUGUAGAGGUAUGCUUAAUAAACAGUUGCAAUAUUA